Molecule: messenger RNA, 1065 nt
Organism: Haliotis rubra (blacklip abalone)
Lineage: Eukaryota; Metazoa; Mollusca; Gastropoda; Lepetellida; Haliotidae
Product: sialin-like
Exons: 6
Coding region: 159-932 (257 amino acids)
Biological process (GO): monoatomic anion transport; transmembrane transport
Molecular function (GO): transmembrane transporter activity
Source: RefSeq, a predicted model, not a curated record
GUGGUGGUUCUACAAGUUGUCGUUUCACCGCUCAUUACGUUGUGGUGUCCUCGUACAUGGCUGUCUGUACAGAAAGUUGACGGGUCAGUGGUUGGUGUGUGCUUCGGAACGGACAGUGACAAGAUGGACUUGUGAGAAGUUAAGUGUCAUUCACGGACAUGGAGCGUGAAGGGCGCGUUGAGGGGGACGGACACGGCGACAUUGGAGAGGAUAAUGAAAAAUCAUCAUGGCUGCAACAAGAAAAGGAAGAGUUACCUCCACCUGACGACACUAUCGUGUCAAAGUUCGCGUCCUGUCGGUGGGCCAUUGCCUAUAUGAGUGCCAUGGCAUCCGUCCUGCUAAUAACAUUACGUCACUGUCUCAGCAUGGCAGUGGUGUGCAUGGAGGUGGAUGUCGGCGAUGUUGCAAAUUCUACAGUUAACUCAACGACGUCGUUUCCUAACGUUUCAGCCGCAUACAACUACAGCUACACCUGGAUGUCUCAGAAUAUUUCGGAUGUAAACUUAACGGACCUUUCUACAAGCCAGCCCACCAUGUACAAGAUCAACCCUUACUUUUCUCGAAACAUGGAGGGUGUAUUAUUUUCAAGUUAUUACUAUGGUUACCUAACCACGCCCUUUGUGGGCGGGUUUCUAGCAGCCAGGUUUGGACCGAAGAAGAUGAUUGGUCUAUCCCUGACCACGUGCUCUCUCGUCACACUGCUGCUUCCAAUGGCGUUCAGGGUCAACUUCUACCUGGCUGUGACACUUCGGGUGACCCUGGGAUUUGCUUCGGGAGUUGUUCUGCCGUCACAACAAGUAUUAUGGUCUCACUGGGCUCCCAUAAAGGAGAAGGCCCAGCUGGCUGCCUUUACCAAUUCAGGUGUAAACAUAGGCAGCAUCAUAGCUGACGGUGGUGUCCGCCCUACUCUGUGUUUAUCUCCCCAGGUGUAAACAUAGUCCCGCUGGAUGAGGGAUGGCCCUUUAUUUUCUAUGCAUACGGAGGGUGUGGCUUUGUGUGGCUGGUGCUGUGGCUGCUGAUCGUGUUCGACUCCCCGGAGUCCCAUCCCCGGAUGACUGACAGGGA